AUGAGUAUUUUCGAGGUGCAAUCCGGAGGUUUGGAAAAUGUUGGGUCCGGACUGCAAGAUCUCUAUAACACUGAAAGGGAUAUAAGGACUGCGUUACUAGGGCAGGACGCUGAUAUGUUGUAUGAGUAUUUCCAAAUUCAACAACAAAAGAACUCAGGGUUUAUGUUUACAAUGGAGAAAGACGAUGAAAUGAGGUUCACUCAUUGUUUUUGGGCGGAUGCCACGGCUAGGAAGUCAUACCAAUAUUUUGGAGACAUUGUGGUUUUUGAUACAACGUACAACACAAACCGAUACCGUAUGAUCUUUGCACCUGUACUAGGGGUUAAUCACCACAAGCAGACUACGCUAUUUGGGUGUGGGCUUUUAAGUGACGAAUCGAGUGAAUCUUUUGAGUGGCUAUUUAAAGAAUGGUUGAAAGCAAUGCCAGGAGGCCCAUCCAAAAUGAUCAUAACUGAUCAGGAUCCGGCGAUGACAAAGGCAUUUGCUAAUAGCCCUGAAGAGUUUGAGGCUAAAUGGGCAGAUGUCGUACAGAAAGCCAACCUAUUCUCCAAUGAAUGGUUGAAAGCCAUGUACAAAAUCCGUGAGAGAUGGAUUCCGGCAUACAUGAAACACAUGUUUUCCGCCCACAUGACUAGUAGUCAAAGGGCUGAGAUUUCUCAUUCUUUCUUCAAGAAGUAUGUUUCGUUAAAUAAUUCAUUGUACGACUUUGUCACGCGGUUUGCUAGGGGGCUUUCUCACAUACGACAUAAUGAAUAUGAUUUGGAUCAUAAAGAUCUCAAUGAGAAGCCAUAA
Rhododendron vialii is the source of this 792-nucleotide messenger RNA. RefSeq names its product protein FAR1-RELATED SEQUENCE 3-like. Lineage: Eukaryota; Viridiplantae; Streptophyta; Magnoliopsida; Ericales; Ericaceae. Bases 1 to 792 code for a protein of 263 amino acids. Gene Ontology annotation, biological process: regulation of DNA-templated transcription. The record is from RefSeq and is a predicted model, not a curated record. The transcript has 2 exons.